Messenger RNA from Fulvia fulva, 1557 nucleotides. RefSeq lists its product as uncharacterized. Gene Ontology annotation, biological process: transmembrane transport. Bases 1 to 1557 code for a protein of 518 amino acids. The transcript has 4 exons. NCBI's taxonomy places the organism in Eukaryota, Fungi, Ascomycota, Dothideomycetes, Mycosphaerellales, Mycosphaerellaceae. The record is from RefSeq and is a predicted model, not a curated record. Gene Ontology annotation, cellular component: membrane. Gene Ontology annotation, molecular function: transmembrane transporter activity.
AUGACAGCUCAAGUCCCAGUCGCGACAUGGCAGCCUGGUCUCAAGGAUCAUCAUGAGCAUGCUUUGGAGAAGGAGGCGGGCUCUUCCGAAGUGAGCUUGAAGGAGACGCCAACGGGUGUUGAUCCGCUGUCUGCAAUUCCGGAUCCUGAUGAAGGUGCUACGGAUGAGGAAAGGGCGGCUUUGGACAAGAAGUUGAUGCGAAAAGUCGACGCCUGGCUCAUCCCAUGGCUCUGUCUCCUCUACCUGCUCUCCUUCCUUGACCGUACAAACAUCGGAAAUGCACGUCUCGCCGGCAUGGAAGACGACCUGGGCAUGGGAGGACACGACUAUAACAACACCUUGACGAUCUUCUUCAUCUCCUACGCCUUGGCCGAGCCUGUCACGAACGUUCUGCUGAAGAAGAUGACACCGCGAGUGUUCUUCACCGCUAUCAUUCUGCUCUGGGGUUUGAUCAUGACGAUGAUGGGCCUGGUGACCAACUACGGCGGCCUCCUUGCCUGUCGUUUCAUCCUAGGUCUAGCUGAAGCCGGUCUGUUCCCCGGUGUCAACUACUACCUCUCCUGCUGGUACAAGAGAUCUGAGCUUGGUCUGCGUGCUGCGACCUUUUUCUCUGCAGCUGCACUGGCUGGCUCUUUCGGUGGUCUCCUCGCUGCUGCCAUUGCCAAAAUGGACGGUCUGGGUGGCAAGGAUGGUUGGGCAUGGAUUUUCAUCAUCGAAGGUUUGGCCACCAUGUUUGUCGGAGGCUUCUGCUGGUGGAUGGUCUUCAACUGGCCCGAUACCGCCGGCUUCCUCACCCCAGACGAGCGCCUUCGAGUACGCCGUCGUCUCGCAGCCGACAAUCAAUCAAGCACCGGUGAAGAGUACGACAAGCGCCACAUCAUCGCCGCUCUCAAGGACUGGAAGUGCUGGGGAUACGCACUGAUCUACAUGGGCAAUCUGUGUCCACUCUACGCCUUCUCCCUGUUCCUGCCAACCAUUCUCGCAGGCAUGGGCUACCAAGGUACUCGGGCUCAGCUCCUUUCCGUCCCACCAUACGCUGUGGCCGCAACCAUGACUAUUCUCGUCGGCUGGAUUGCAGACAAGACCAGACAGCGCGGUAUCUGCAACAUGGCUACUGUCACACUGUCGAUCGUUGGGUUCACUAUGCUCAUCGCGUCCCAAGACCCUCACAUCCAGUACGCUGGCACGUUUCUGGGAGCAGCAGGCAUCUAUCCAACAAUUCCGAACACCCUCACGUGGGCAUCGAACAAUAUCGAGGGCGUGUACAAGCGUGGUGUUAUUAUUGGUAUAGUUGUCGGCUGGGGAAACCUCAAUGGCGUAGUAUCCUCGAACAUCUACCUCAAGGGCGAGCGACCAAAGUACUACACUGGUCACGGUACCGUGUUGGCAUACCUAAUCGUAUGCCUCCUUGGUGGCACCAUCUUCAUGUACACCAUGUUGGCUCUCGAGAACCGUCGUCGCUUGUCUGGAAAGCGGGACAACAUGCACCAAGGCAUGACCGAGGAUGAGAAAUGGAUCGCGGGAGACAACAGACCAGACUUCAUUUAUACGUUAUAG